Molecule: messenger RNA, 1389 nt
Organism: Giardia duodenalis
Lineage: Eukaryota; Fornicata; Diplomonadida; Hexamitidae
Product: tRNA-dihydrouridine synthase 2
Exons: 1
Coding region: 1-1389 (462 amino acids)
Biological process (GO): tRNA dihydrouridine synthesis
Cellular component (GO): cytoplasm
Molecular function (GO): tRNA dihydrouridine synthase activity
Source: RefSeq, a predicted model, not a curated record
AUGCAGUGGCCUUCACCAAGCACUUUGUAUACCGGCCCCAUCCUGGCACCAAUGGUGCGAGCAAGCUUUCCAGGGAUUCGUGCGCUUGCAGCAGCACUGGGUGCAUCGGCCGUUUACACCGGUGCAAUCGUCGGAGACAGCCUCAGAGAUGUUGUCACAGAGGUGGAUCUGAGCAACAUGAUUGCCAAGAUAUCCACGACACGCCGGUCUGCGGGAUCCCCAUCGUGUGUGAUCAUUUCUGUUCCCAUUCAGGCCACAGAGACGCCGGGGCAGUUCGAACCGGCAAUACCACUGGUUGUGCAGCUGACCGUCAACGAAUAUGACGAUGUCGAUAAGAUUUGUAGCAUCCUUGCACCAUGGUGUGUGGGGAUAGACCUGAAUCUAGGCUGUGGGGCCCAAUUUGCUGUGUCAGGUGGAAGGGGACAGCGUCUUGUAGACAAAGCAGAGAAUGUUAUAGCGCGAUUCUUAAAGGCGUUGCAGCAGAUCGAGGAUAGUGGUGGAAGACGCAUAAGCUUUUCGAUAAAGCAGCGGCUUUUGGGUUCUGUCGAAGAAACUGUCAAUAAGAUGUGUGCAUUUUACAAGCUUGGGGUCAAUUGCAUUGCAGUACACAUGCGCAGAAAGGGCGAAGAGCGAGGCUGCACACACGCAGAUUGGGGCUCCUUCUUUCAAGUGUUAUCCGGAUUAUAUACUUGGUUUUGGACGGUCUUUUGUCAAGGUGAUCUCCAGCUCUUUGAAGAUGCUCUUAGAACAUUUCACGUAGUUGCGAACGGAGACCUGUUUUCGCGGGAGACCAUCACUGACUUCUUCUCCCUCUCUGAGCAGUACUUUUCGCAAUUACCCACAGAUAUACAGCCGUACUUAUCCAGUCGAUAUGGACGCCUGACUCCAGUGAUGCUGGCUCGAGGAGCCAUAUCUGACUUAAGCCUCUUCUCCUUUAUACUUGAGCAGAGAGGAGAAUCAGCUAAGAAGGCAGAUGCCUCCGUUCCUGCACAUAUCUCUGAGGUGCUUUCUUUGUUGCAGCCAACCAACGAGCCCCUCUGCUACCUCAAUCAAGCAAAGGCGCUUCUGCAAGUGUCUGAAGCCACAAGUUCCCACUUCAACAACUACAAGUACACAGUCCUCAACGGCAUAGCUUUUGUCAGAAGCCAUGAAAUUUACAAGUCUAAUACUCAACGCCUUGCAUACAAAUACUUCAACCAAGAACUGCAAACACCAAAAACAUACGGGGAGUAUCGCACCCUGUUGAACAGAUUGUCAUCGAAACCAUAUUCCUAUUGGGCUACAUUAUUACAAGAACAGACAAGACCGUCUACGGAGAAAGAAUGCUAUCAGCCUCCUGCUCCUUCGCUGACGGCGCCUGAACAGGAGGAACGGAAUCACAAAUGUUAG